This is a messenger RNA of Syzygium oleosum, 3492 nucleotides long. RefSeq names its product LRR receptor-like serine/threonine-protein kinase ERL1. Gene Ontology annotation, molecular function: protein kinase activity; receptor serine/threonine kinase binding; ATP binding. The record is from RefSeq and is a predicted model, not a curated record. Lineage: Eukaryota; Viridiplantae; Streptophyta; Magnoliopsida; Myrtales; Myrtaceae. The coding region runs from base 202 to 3183 and encodes 993 amino acids. Gene Ontology annotation, biological process: protein phosphorylation. The transcript is spliced from 27 exons.
AACAUCUCUGCUCACUCCUGCCUUACACUUCACGCCAAACGCCUGCUGCUCUCUCUCUCUCUCUACUGUACUAUGCGCUUGGCGGAUAGGCUCGGCGAGAGCUGAGGCCGGAGAAGCAGAGAAGACGACCAGUAGUCACCUUUUCGCUCGCCGCUCCUUCUUCUUCUUCUCCAUUCACCAUUCUCUCUUCCGGUUGUGCCGAUGGCGGAUGACCUCGCGUUCCGUCGCGGAAGGAAGGUUCCGCCGCUCGUCCUCGCUCUCGCCGUCGUGGCCGCGCUCGCGCUCGCGCUCCGCUGCCCUCUCGCCUCGGCGCUCUACGACGAAGGAAAAGCUUUGAUGACGGUCAAGGCAUCUUUUAGCGACGUGGUUAACGUGUUGCUCGGCUGGGACGGUGCGGACAAUGGCGACUUCUGCUCUUGGCGAGGAGUGCUCUGCGACAACGUUAGCCUCUCGGUCGUGUCCUUGAAUCUAUCUAACCUAAACCUAGGAGGCGAAAUUUCACCGGCCAUUGGGGAUUUGAGAAACUUGGAGUCAAUCGAGUUACAGGGUAACGAGUUGACAGGCCAAAUCCCUGAUGAAAUAGGAGACUGUUCUCUUCUGGUGUACUUGGAUCUAUCUGAUAAUUUGCUUUAUGGAGACAUUCCAUACUCGAUCUCUAAGCUUAAGCAACUCGAGCUUCUAAAUUUGAAGAACAAUCAGUUGACUGGUCCCAUUCCUUCUACCCUUACGCAAAUUCCUAACCUAAAAACUCUAGACCUUGCUCGGAACCAACUUAUAGGAGAGAUACCAAGGCUAAUUUACUGGAAUGAAGUAUUGCAAUAUCUGGGUUUACGUGGAAACUUUUUGAGUGGUAUGCUAUCCCCUGAUAUGUGUCAACUGACUGGUCUUUGGUAUUUUGAUGUAAGGGGCAAUAACUUGACUGGCACCAUUCCAGACAACAUCGGUAACUGUACUAGUUUUGAGAUCUUGGAUAUUUCAUACAAUCAGAUAACUGGCGAGAUCCCAUACAAUGUUGGCUUUCUGCAAGUGGCCACCCUGUCUCUGCAAGGGAAUAGGCUAACUGGAGUAAUUCCUGAAGUUAUUGGUUUGAUGCAGGCCCUGGCUGUUCUAGAUCUGAGUGAUAAUGAAUUAGUUGGACCAAUUCCCCCAAUACUUGGAAACCUGUCCUAUACUGGAAAGUUGUAUCUCCAUGGGAAUAAGCUUAGUGGACCGAUACCUCCAGAACUUGGAAAUAUGUCAAAACUCAGUUAUUUGCAGUUGAAUGAUAAUCAGCUUGAUGGUCCUAUUCCUCCAGAACUUGGGAAGCUAGAGCAAUUGUUUGAGUUGAAUCUUGCAAACAAUAACCUUGAAGGACCAAUCCCUGGUAAUAUAAGCUCUUGCACAGCGUUAAAUCAAUUGAAUGUGCAUGGAAAUCACCUUAGCGGUUCUAUUCCCUCUGGUUUCAGAAAUCUUGAGAGCUUGACUUACCUCAAUCUUUCAGCAAACAAUUUUAAUGGCAGCAUACCUUCUGAACUGGGGCGUACCAUCAAUCUUGAUACAUUGGAUCUCUCAAAAAACAAAUUUACAGGGGUGGUUCCUCCUUCUAUUGGUGAUCUGGAGCAUCUUCUCACGCUGAACUUAAGCAGAAAUCAUCUUGAUGGGCCAUUGCCAUCAGAGUUUGGGAAUCUCAGGAGCAUACAGAUCAUUGAUAUGUCAUUCAACAAUCUCUCUGGCACCAUUCCUGCAGAAUUGAGCCAGUUGCAGAACAUUGUAUCUCUAAUACUGAAUAACAAUAACCUGGAUGGAGAGAUUCCGGAUCAACUUAGCAAGUGUUUCAGUCUCACCGUAUUAAAUGUAUCCUACAACAACUUAUCAGGAGUUGUACCGGCUCUUCGAAACUUUUCACGAUUUCCUCCCAACAGUUUUAUAGGGAAUGAUUUAUUGUGUGGUGAUUGGGUGGGUUCUAUAUGUUACCGUUCUGUGCCAAAACCCCGAGGAAUUUUCUCCAAAACUGUAGUUGUUUGUACGAUGGUGGGAUUUCUCACUUUGUUAUGCAUGGUAAUCGUCACCAUUUACAAGUCCAAGCGCCCGGAUCAACCGGUGAAGAAUUGCAAGACGACCAUGCAGUGUCCUCCAAAACUUGUUAUUCUUCACAUGGAUAUGGCUAUCCAUACGCUAGAUGAUAUAAUGAGAAUCACUGAGAACUUAAGUGAAAAGUAUAUUGUUGGAUACGGUGCUUCAAGUACAGUAUACAAGUGUGUAUUGAAGAAUUCCCGGCCAAUAGCAAUUAAGCGACUUUACAAUCAGCAUCCUCACAAUUCGCAAGAGUUUGAGACUGAGCUUGAAACCAUUGGAAGUAUCAGACACAGGAAUGUUGUCAGCCUUCAUGGUUAUGCAUUGUCUCCUUAUGGAAAUCUCCUUUUCUAUGAUUACAUGGAAAAUGGUUCCCUGUGGGAUCUUCUUCACGGACCACCAAAGAAGGUAAAACUUGAUUGGGAGACACGCUUGAAAAUAGCUGUUGGGGCGGCACAGGGACUUGCGUACCUUCAUCACGAUUGCAAUCCUCGGAUAAUUCACAGGGACAUUAAAUCCUCUAACAUCCUGCUUGAUGAGAAUUUCAAGGCUCACCUAUCAGAUUUCGGAAUUGCUAAGUGCCUCCCAACUGCAAAAACACAUGCCUCGACUUAUGUGCUCGGAACAAUUGGCUACAUUGACCCUGAGUAUGCCCGGACAUCUAGGCUGACUGAAAAAUCGGAUGUCUACAGCUUUGGUAUUGUCUUAUUGGAGCUCUUGACAGGGAAGAAGGCUGUUGAUAAUGAGUCUAAUUUGCUUCAAAUGAUACUGUCCAAGGCUGAUAAUAACACAGUAAUGGAAGCUGUAGAUCCUGAGGUCUCUGUCACAUGCAUGGAUAUAUCGCUUGUGAAAAAGGUAUUCCAGCUUGCUCUAUUGUGCACUAAGCGCUACCCUUCAGAGCGACCGACAAUGCAUGAGGUUGCAAGGGUGUUGGUCUCUCUCCUUCCAGCGCCGGCCACGAAGCCUUCUUCUGGCUCUAUCAAGACCAUAGACUAUGCACGGUUCGUUAUAAACAACAAAGGACAGCAGCAAUUGAUGAGUCAGCUGCCUCAAGUUCAUCAGGAGGAUAGUACAUCGGAUGCUCAGUGGUUUCUUCAGUUCCGGGAAGUUAUUUCCAAGAACACCCUUUGAGAUUUUGUACACACUAAUUUCUACUUUGGGGAAGAAAGAGGAAAUAGGGGCUUAUAGAUGUUGAGGAUGCAGCUGCUUGGGUAGUGUUCUCGAUUAAUUACAGCAUAGGAUUGCUUCGUUGAGGAGGUUUAUCUUUUUGUCCCCCCAAACAUUGCUGACCCCUUCCCCUUUAUAGCCGAAAUUUUUGGGGGAUGAUCCUUGUGGGACUAGUUUAACUUGAGAGGAAACAUUAAGUAAAGUUUAGCUUUUUGUUAAGAGCAAAAGGAAAAUGUAAAAAGUGAAGAUGGUAGAUGGUAGAUUUUCUCUAGG